This is a messenger RNA of Haemonchus placei, 645 nucleotides long. Lineage: Eukaryota; Metazoa; Nematoda; Chromadorea; Rhabditida; Trichostrongylidae. The record is from the annotation of a GenBank genome assembly.
AUGAACAUUACACAGCACGUUAAACUUACCCGAGAGGAACCACGUGACUCUUGGUUCCCUUACGUCAGCACUCAAAUCAAAGUAUCCAGUGGCGUUGUUAGUGUGAAGUUCUACCCUAAAGCUAGCAAAGAAUAUCUUACUUCACGCUACAUCAGCUCAUCUAUAUGGUUGAGAGCAGCAACAAAUGUCUGCACAGGUGAGGCUGAACGUCACAAACCCCAGCGUUUAGCUUGUGGGAUAGCUGCUGUGACCGAUUAUACGGAUGUUGACCGAAACCCGUCUGAUUUCGGACUUAGCCGUGCUGCUUUGCUUCCAAAGCGGCAGCGGAGUAGCAAUGAUGUUCGCCUACUUCUGUCACCUGAAGGAACACGUCAGCAGAAAUCGUCCUUACGAGACCAACGUUUAACGUCACACGGAACGCACUGGCGUGCUUUCGCCAGAGUGGCGCAUAAACGAGAUGACCGUGAUUGUGAAGUCUGUUUGAAUGUAGAUGAUCGGCGUAGUGUUGGUAGCACACCAGUCGAAACUUCUGAGCAGCACCACAUGAAUGGUGGCCGUCCAGUACACAACAGCCCAGUUGUUCAGGAUCCAGGUGUAUUUCUUAUUGGGUUGCUAUUAUGUUCACCAUUCAGCGUUUUUAACUGA